AUGGAGAUCAUCGUUGGGCUUGGCUCGCUCCAGUUUGAGGCCGGAGUCUCAGUGCAGCACCAGAGUUUAGUGAAGCUGAAGACCCGGAGACAGGAUCUCAUGACACACACCUGCGCUCAUUCCGUUUUCUUCUGCCAGCUGCUUCUUCGUACCUGCGCUUCUGCCUUAAAUACUGAAAAUGGUUCUGUGUCCCCUCACAGGCAGGCUUUGCAGAUAUCCCGGGGAUUCCAUGUCGGCAUCAUUGGUGGAGGUCAUCUGGGGAAGCAGCUGGUCCGUUGUCUCCUUGACCUGACAGACAUUCAUGCUGAUGACAUCAGUGUAUCCACCCGCCGGCCGGAAACCCUCCGAGAUCUCCAGGAUCGAGGUGUUCAGUGUUUCUAUGACAACGUGAAGCUGGUCAGAGGGGCUCACAUGGUCUUCCUGUGUUGUCUGCCAUCACAACUGUCUGUCGUGUGUGCAGAGAUUCGGGGUCACCUGCCAGAGUGGUGUGUGGUCUACAGCCUGGUGUCUGCCAUGCCGCUGCCCAGGGUGACGGGGCUCCUUGCUCACAGCAAUGUCAUCAGGCCGGAGUACCAAUGUGAUCCCACAGAAGACGGGCCACAGUGUCACCAAUAUGUCAGCCUGACUGAGACACUGAGGGAUGAGUCCCUUGUGAGGACCACAAUUCCUGUGGAGCCCCAGGAUGGAGGUAAGAGAUUCCUUACAAUACCCAGACUCACCAUUGGAGGACUCAGCUUUAUAAUCCUGAAAAAGCAUUAA
This is a messenger RNA of Staurois parvus, 759 nucleotides long. The record is from the annotation of a GenBank genome assembly. Lineage: Eukaryota; Metazoa; Chordata; Amphibia; Anura; Ranidae.